AUGGAGAUCUUCCUUUUUCUUGUGGGAUAUUUUGUUCAAUUUGCAGCGUCCUGCAUCUUGCUCUACAAGAUCUGGAAGCACAAGUCUAUCUAUGGACUGAGCAUUGACACUCAGGCAUGUUACAUGCUGGCCGCGGUAGCCAGAUGUGUCUGGUCCAUGGAGACAAGACUAGUGGAGACAAAAUUUGCAUACUUAGAGCUGAUACUCUCUACAGCUGUGGCAGUGGGUCUCAGUUUCAUGUGCUUCCAAUUUCAGCACACUGCGCCGAAGCAGUCCACUCCAUUCCUCAGAGUGUAUGCAACAGCCCCCGCAGCUUUGGUCUUGGCCUUCUUCUUCCACCCGGGAGAUGAUUGGUUCACCAUGCAGAUUCUCGUGUCCUACACAAUGUUCCAAGAGGGGAUGGGGCUGCUACCCCAGCUGUGGCUCAUGCGGAAGAUGCAUGAGGUGGAGCCACUGACGUCCCACUACGUCGGACUUAUCGUUGCCACUCGACUUGAAGAAACUGCUUCGGCUUCGGUGUUUGCUUGUUCUCGCACUCUGACUUUUUCGCUGCAGUUGAAUCAAGCACUUUCGGCGUUCAGGUUGCACGAUUUAUCAGAAUGUGCUUCUGGGGUAAGAUGUAUUUUUUGGGUGAGCAUUUUCUGCAGCUUUUCUUUGCAGAUGUUCUCCACACCUUGCUGUCAGCUGAUUACAUGUAUUUGUGGUGCAGGCACUGAGAUAGCCAUUGCCCCCUCUGCUUGA
Durusdinium trenchii is the source of this 741-nucleotide messenger RNA. The record is from the annotation of a GenBank genome assembly. NCBI's taxonomy places the organism in Eukaryota, Dinophyceae, Suessiales, Symbiodiniaceae.